Messenger RNA from Microthlaspi erraticum, 2568 nucleotides. The record is from the annotation of a GenBank genome assembly. Lineage: Eukaryota; Viridiplantae; Streptophyta; Magnoliopsida; Brassicales; Brassicaceae.
AUGGAGAGAGACGAGAAGAUAAGUCUGGUUGAUCAAAUAUUCGGUUGGUCAAUUAAAGAUAUGCUCAACAAAGAUAUCUACAAGGAAGAGAUAAGUCCAAUACCAGACAAGUUUAGGUCCGUUGAUGAAUACCUUAAUUGCUUUGUUCCUCUUCUUCUAGAGGAAACACGUACAGAGUUGUUCUCAAGCUUGAGAUCUUUGUCGAACGCUCCUGUCUGUUACAUACAUUACGUGGCGGCAGGGAUUAUUGAAUUUUCUGGUGGCUCAAAGUCAAACAAUUUCAAUAUAUCACUGAUGAGGGCUAAUGCAGAAGCAAAUUACGAGCCGAAAUGUGGAGAUCUCAUUGCUCUUUCAGAUCAAGCAAGAAGACCAAGACGCGUCGAUGACUUGAACCCACUGGUUCUUGGAUAUGUAUUCUCUGUUCAAGAUGGGCUACAUUUCUCUGUAUAUUCGUCUACAUCCUUAUCCAGUUCAUAUCGUUCCGGUGUUUUUCUUAUGAAUUUAACCACAAAUGUUCGUAUAUGGAACGCUUUGCACAAGGAAGGUACCAAUUUGAGUCUCAUCAAGAGUGUCCUACAGUCAAAUACCACGGAUACAGGGGAACCUGUUUCAUCUAGGAAUUUGGGAAAUGAUGUAUUCGACAUAAUACAUUCAUCGAACUUGAACUCUUCACAGAAAUCUGCAAUUUUGGGUUGCUUAGAGACAGGGAAUCCAUGUGACAAGACUAGAGUGAAACUGAUGUGGGGACCGCCUGGUACAGGCAAAACAAAGACUUUGGCUACUCUUCUCUUUGCCCUUCUCAACACAAGUUGCAAAACAGUUGUGUGCGCUCCCACAAACACGGCAGUGGUAGAAGUUGCAUCGAGGCUCUUGGCGUUAAUCAAGGAAUCUUCUUCAUCAGAACAUUCUACUUACGGUCUUGGGGAUGUAGUUAUAGUCGGAAACCGAGCCAGAAUGGGGAUAGACAGCAGGAGUGAUGAUCUCGUCCAUGUGUUUCUUGAUCAUCGCAUUCAAAAACUGAGUAAACUGUUUUCUAGAUGGGAACGGAGUUUGGAGUCAGUAAUAGAUCUUCUUGAGAAUACGGAGGUGAGGUAUCAGCUAUAUGUCUUGCACUGUAAAAGAAGGGGGUUAAGAGAAGCUGAAGAAAACAACAAAGACGUUCUUAUAAUAUUUGGACAGUUUUUAAAGAAAAUGAUUUUUGGCUCAAGUGAUGAAAUGGAGAGGGAAGAAAAGAUUCUUACAUUUGGAGAGUUUGUGAAAGAAAAGUUUGAUGGGUUAAGUGAAGAGCUGGAGAAGAUUAUGGUGGAUUUGUACACACAUAUGCCUAAGUCUUUUGUCACAUCUAAUGAUGUGAAGAAUAUGAUUGAAGCCCGUAAAGCUCUUCAACGUGUCAGGCGCUUCCUCCAGGAGAAUUCCGCUAUAACAUAUUUCAAGAUUGGAAGCUUCAUAUCCGAUAGCUUCAACAAAGUCGCCCGUUUUUUUUGCCUUAGGUCUCUACGUUUGCUUCCGAACCGUUUUGAGAUUGCCUCGAUGGGAAACGAGGAUAGAAGGAGGUUCUUCUUGCAACAUGCACAAAUAAUCUUGUGCACUGCCUCGGGUGCUGCAGAAAUGACCGCGGAACGGACAGGGUCUAUAGAACUGCUUGUAGUUGACGAGGCUGCUCAGCUUAAAGAAUGUGAAUCAGUUGCUGCAUUGCAACUUCACGGCCUGCGCCAUGUUGUUCUUAUAGGAGAUGAGCUUCAGCUACCAGCAAUGGUGCAAAGCGAGGUAUGUGAAAGAGCCAAAUUUGGGCGAAGCUUGUUUGAGAGGUUGGUUUUGCUUGGCCACAAGAAACAUUUGCUUAACGUUCAAUACCGUAUGCAUCCAUCUAUAAGUCUUUUCCCCAACAUGGAGUUUUAUGAUGGGAAGAUCUCUGAUGCUGCCAUUGUUAAAGAAAGCAACUAUCAAAAGAGGUUUCUUCAAGGAAACAUGUUUGGUUGCUUCUCGUUUAUCAACGUGGGACUUGGGAAAGAAGAGUUUGGUGAUGGACAUAGUCCCAAGAACAUGGUUGAAGUUGCUGUCGUUUCUCAAAUCGUCUCCAAUCUCCACAAAGUGUCAAGUGAGAGGAAGACGAAGAUGAGCGUUGGGGUUAUUUCACCAUAUAAAGGUCAAAUAAGAGCAAUCCAAGAGAAGAUCGGAGAUAAGUCAGAUGAGCUUUUCACUUUGAAUGUUCGAUCGGUUGAUGGGUUUCAAGGAGGAGAAGAAGACGUUAUUAUCAUAUCAACCGUAAGAAGUAACGGUAAUGGAAAAGUAGGGUUUCUCAGUAAUCGUCAAAGAGCAAACGUAGCACUCACACGUGCAAGGCACUGUUUAUGGGUUAUUGGGAAUGAGACAACCUUGGCUUUGAGUGGUACGAUUUGGACAAAGCUCAUAAGGGAAUCGAGGAGACGUGGAUGUUUCUUUGAUGCUGUUGAUGACAGUAAUCUAAGAACUGCCAUGAAUGAGGCGUUGCACAAUGUCGACAUGUCUGAUGUGUUUUCGAGUUUUGGAUCACUUUCCAUCAGGAAAGAGAGAAUAAAUGCUUGGUAG